AUGUCAGCACCGCCAGUGGAUUACUACGCCGCCCUAGAGGUUGACUCCAAGGCAACACAGGAGCAGAUUCGCACUGCUUACAAGAAGUACGUUUCUCGAAUGUUUUCAGCAAUCACGCCACCUAACAAGCCUUCAGACNAAGCACUGAAGCACCAUCCCGAUCGUGUACCUGCUGAUUCGCCAGAACGCGCAUCUCGUACCAGAAAGUUCCAACAGAUCAACGACGCCUACUACACUCUAUCAGACCCGACCAGACGAAGGGACUACGACGCCACAAGACGCUAUCAUGGAUUCGGCUCUGGAUUUGGCGGAUUCGGUUCUGGCUCAAACACGGCCCCAGGUGGCUACAGUGAUCCAGAAGAGGAGGUUCCACGACCAGAGCCUGGCAAUCAGCAAGGAGGAGGUUUCAGCUUCCCAUGGAGUGCUUUUGGCUUUGGUGGACAAGCAAAGAACGAGGAGGAUGCAAACAAGUUUAGCAGCGAACAAUUCGGCAAUGUCUUCGAGGAGAUGCUCAGGGAACAAGGCAUGGCCGAGGGUCAAAACAACACCCCGACAGGCAGAUUCUGGUCUCUGGUUGGCGCAGUGAGCGGUGGUGCAAUGGGCUUCAUCAUUGCCAACGUGCCCGGUGCCAUCGCAGGCACCGUGGCAGGCAACAGACUGGGUGCUGUCAGAGACAACAGAGGCAAAAGUGUCUACGCUGUCUAUCAAGAGUUGGAUCAGCCAGCAAAGAUGCGUCUGCUUAGCGAGCUGGCGAGCAAGGUGUUCGCUCAUGCCAUAAGCUGA
This is a messenger RNA of Aureobasidium musti, 783 nucleotides long. NCBI's taxonomy places the organism in Eukaryota, Fungi, Ascomycota, Dothideomycetes, Dothideales, Saccotheciaceae. The record is from the annotation of a GenBank genome assembly.